This is a messenger RNA of Monosiga brevicollis MX1, 1320 nucleotides long. RefSeq lists its product as uncharacterized. Bases 24 to 1061 code for a protein of 345 amino acids. The transcript has a single exon. NCBI's taxonomy places the organism in Eukaryota, Choanoflagellata, Craspedida, Salpingoecidae. The record is from RefSeq and is a predicted model, not a curated record.
GAGAGUGGGUGUCAAGGGUGGGGAUGGUGCGUGGUUUCCUCGGGCUCGGCGUGGCUUGGCUGGUGGUCGUGCUGGUUGGCGGGCAGCGGGAGCGUGCUUUUAGGGGGCCGGGGUUUGCUGGGGUUACGUUGGCUACGGUGGUGGUGCAGCAUGUUGGGGCCGUGGUGGCGUCGGCGAAUGAUUAUGAAGACUUUUUGCUGCUGAUUCCUUCGGCGCCCUUUCGAGGGCCGCGUCGCUCGAGCUUGCGUCGGCAUCUGUUGACCAGCCCCCAGCUCAAGUAUUUUCGUGGUCAGUAUCGGUUUAUCCUGGAUGCCGAGCCCGCAGAGGCUUUGGCUGAUGCCCGCAAGGAGAAUCGCACCCAUGGUGACAUUUGGGUUUCAGACUCUCCGCCCGGCCUCUUCUUGGCCCAUCGCCUCCGGCACACCAUCCGCCUCGCUGUCGAGUCGGGCAUCCCCUUCAAGUUCCUCGUCAUCAGCGAUGACGAUGUGUUUUGGUGCAUACGGCAUCUCGCUCGGUUUUGGAAGGUUCUGGGCCAGCCUUGGCGCUUGGCUGGCUGGCCUCACUGCGAGGCGGGCUUUUGGCUCGACCAGCACGCCCUCAUCAUGGGCCGUGGCAUUGCCGAGGACAUUGUUGCCCGCUAUGACCAGCUGAUGUGCUGUCCUUACGGCGACAUUGCCCUACGCCACUGGCAGCUCACGUCGCCACACGUCUACGACUACUUGCCCAGCCACACAGCCUUUUAUCAUGAGUGGGUUCAUCGUACCCCCGUCAACACGAGUAUGCCGGACGUUUGCAACGACUACGUUGCCAUUCACUACGUCCACACCGAUGAAUACAUGGCCGAGCUCGCGCAGAACGCUGCCGAAUCUGCCAAGCGGCCAUUUGAUAUGACCCGGGCCCGCGCGCGCUGGACCAAUGAUUGUCCUGCCCCCGUGCAGGACAUUUCCGUCUCCCAGUACGAGCAAAUCCUCAAGUCUCGCUCACACCUACAUCAACUCUUCCCAUGCAACGCCAACGAGCGCUGGGGCCUGACAGAUGCCGCCUACACCGGCGGACUCUGACCACAGUAGUCACAAUAGGUGGCAAAGGCGGCUCUUCUUGAGUCUGCCCAAAGAAUUUUCUUGUCGGCCCCACGCGACUCGGGCCCUAGUCGACUCCUGUCCAGCAGUCGGGAUCCCAAAGAGGUCUUUUCGAGCCGCUGCGCGGCCAUUGGAUCUGGCUGUCUUCCCUGCCCCGGUUCCCAUGGGAAAGGGCAAUCCCGCUUAAGCGAUUUUAUCUGCCCCUGUGUUGUCACCACUUUGCCCGAUAAAUCUAUGAUGG